Messenger RNA from Pseudogymnoascus destructans, 1865 nucleotides. RefSeq lists its product as uncharacterized. Gene Ontology annotation, biological process: division septum assembly. Gene Ontology annotation, cellular component: division septum. Lineage: Eukaryota; Fungi; Ascomycota; Leotiomycetes; Thelebolales; Thelebolaceae. The transcript has 2 exons. The coding region runs from base 712 to 1746 and encodes 344 amino acids. The record is from RefSeq and is a predicted model, not a curated record.
ACUACUCUACUCCUCUACUCUACUCUUCUACUCUACUCCUCCAACUUACUCUACUCCUCUACUCUACUCUUCCACUCCAUCCCCCGCGAACGUCUUGUCGGAUACAUAGCUCCGCUCUGGCUAUCCUGGCCUACCUACCUCUGGGGCUACUACUUUCUCCUCGACUACUGGACUACUCAUCCUCCUCCUCCUCCUCCUCACAACGGCACAUACCUCUUCCCCACAUCGCAGCUGCCUCAACUCACCUCUGAGCAGCUACCUACACUAUUACCGCCAGCAGCAUCCCCACACUCGUUAACAAAUGCGCCCUUGAACCACCACGUCAACAAACUAAACAUCUCCCUCUAGCACCUCAGCCCGCUCCCCGACGCAGCCUUUGUCUUAGAUUGUGCUUAUCGGUUGCGGCAAGAACGACGUCAAAAGGUACACAAGGCCUUGGCACUCUACUACAAACCUAUCGAAACUAUCACGCCCCCAUACCAGGACUUAUUCUCGCUCUGUCUGGCCAACUGUACCAGCAAUUGUGCGCAUUGACGACGAGGUUCCACUACCUUCCACUCCAGGUCGCUGCCCGACGGCAGCAGCUCUGGUCUACACUGCUGGCGAAAUAGAGCGAGUAAGCGCGAGACCGCGCAAGUGUGGUCGCCCACGAUUCCGACAACAGCGAGGAACGCGAGAGGGUGACGAGAUCGCGCACCCCUCCCACCACUCAUGGCGGCGUUCGUACGGGUUCUGGGGCCGCCUAAUAGCAACUUCUUGGUCGGGUACCCAGGAAUCUCUGCUACUCUGCCGCGCAUAGAGGGCAAAGUCGAAAUCCGCCCGAAGAAGGGCGUCUCCGCCCCGGUCGCCAUCUCCCUUGUCUCGAUAUGUUUACAGCGAUGCGAAACCAUCCACCCCGCUGCCGAGCUGAUCGUGAAGAAGCACCUAGGGACCCCACGGCGCGAGACGGUGGAUAUAGUGGGCAAGGAGCUCUUAUUAUGGAAGUGCGACAUUGGGAGGGUGUCUGAGAAUCUGGUCAUGAUGGACCUACCGUUUGUGCUGUUUAUACCGUUUGGGAGAGGAGGACAGGAGACGAACCGGAGGAUCCCACCGGCGAGCCUGCAGCUCCCGAGCCGGACGGCAGAGACGCGGUAUGAGCUGGUGGUUACGGUGCAGCAGGGGAGCGCGGACCAGAGCAAGUUCGUCACGCCGGUGCCGAUACAGAGAUACGAUACGUUGUCGACGUUCGGGAUGUACAACCGCCCGGAGUCGGCAGAUAUGGUGUCGGACCACCUCAUCACGCUGGGCAUAUCACUACCGCGGUGGUCCUACGGACCGCUCGAUCCAGUCAGCGUGUAUAUCAAGCUGAGCCCGAACCUGGACCAUAUGAAGAAGGCGACGAAGGUGAUGAUUCAGAAGAUCACGAUGGCGAUCGAGGAGGAGAUUACAUUUAACCAUGAGGGCGACGAGCCUACGAAGAAGGUGAAUAGGAUUGCGAAGCAGACCACGCUGAUCGGGGUCAGGAUGCCCGGGACGGGCUACACCACCAAUCUCGGCCUCGUCUUCCCGAGUAAGGAGAACAGGGAUGCAGAAGGGAUUAUUAGGAGGGGCAAGCCGCAUUUCCCCAUGUACGGCGUCAACUCGUUCACCACGACAGGAAGCCUGUACAAAAUCGAGUUCUUCCUGAUAAUAAAGGUAACCCCCGCACCCAGCUCGCCGACCCCGAACAUACCACCCCAUGGCGCCAUACAUACAUACAUACACUAACAACAACCCAGGCACACAUGACAAACACCCGCGACAUCGUCCUCCGCCAACCCAUCAUCGUCUGCCCCUUCGACCAACAAGCGUGCAAGGAGGAAAUGGAAUCCAUCGAACAGGCCGCC